This is a messenger RNA of Rotaria sordida, 288 nucleotides long. The record is from the annotation of a GenBank genome assembly. NCBI's taxonomy places the organism in Eukaryota, Metazoa, Rotifera, Eurotatoria, Philodinida, Philodinidae.
AUGCUAAGCACAAAUCAAUAUAGAGCACAUUGUAUUGAUUUAGAAGGUCUUGAUGGUUGUGAAUCUGUUCGUCGUGCAUAUUAUAAUUUAGGAAAUUUAAUUAUUUUUUUGGAAUUAAAAAAUCAAUCAGAUAUAAUAAAUAUUCUUGAUCGAUAUUGGCCAUCGACAAUAAUUUAUCAAUUAGCAAAAUUAAAUGAAAAUAAUCAAAUAAAAAUUUCAUGGUCUAAUUAUCUUGUACAACCAGCUUUAAUUAUUUAUAUUUAUGUAGAUGAAAUAGAACGUUGUUGA